AUGUAUGAAUACCUAAGCUACAUUAGCAAAUAUGAUGCUAAGCGCAAGGCUUUCAAUAAUGACUCUCAAAUAAAAAAAUUACCUUUUAACUAUAAACCUCUCUAUCAACUUUAUUCAAUAAGAUAGUUGCAAGAGCUUUCAUAACUUUAAGAAUAUUAUAUUGAAAAAGAGGUUUCUGAUAUAAGAAAAUAAAGAUUUAUAAAUAAGAAAAAAGAAAUUGACUAAGUAAUAAAAAGCAAACUUGAAGAAAGCUUAGAUUUAGAUUAUUCCGAAAAACCUGUGAGUGGAUGUUUAAGUUAUGAUAUUAUGGUCAACCCAAAUUAUAGCAGGUAUUUCGAUUGGAAAACUGAAUUGAUUAUUUUUAAAAUGAAUAAAGCAAAAAAAGAAGAAAUAUGUAGUAAAUUAACUCAAAGUGGUGCUGUAAAAAAAUAAAUUUAAGUAGUCUAAAAUAAAUAGAACGAUUUUAGUGUUAUUUAGUAAUUCAAAAGACAAAUAAAUAGUAGAUAUUAAUCUUUUAAAGAUUCUAAAAAAAAUGAAACAACCAAUUACACAGAAGAUAAUUUAAAUCGAAUAAAAUUAGUUAGUAAAAGUGAAGAUGAAAAUUAAUAAAAUGAAAUAUAAUAAUAAGAAAAAUAAUAGAGUUAGAUUAAUAAUUAUAGUGGCGAUUUAACAUUUUAAGGUAUUAAAGAUAUCCAAAAUGAAAUAAUUGAUAUUUAAAUUUUAUCUCAAGAAGAUCUAGUUAAUAGUAUAAAAAGAAUCGAUCAUCACCAUACUGUUCCAUAAUUCUAUUAAACUUUUUAAAAAAAUAUGACUUUGCUUUAGGCUAAUGAAUUAAAUGUAAAUAAACCUAAUUGA
This is a messenger RNA of Tetrahymena thermophila SB210, 855 nucleotides long. RefSeq names its product transmembrane protein, putative. NCBI's taxonomy places the organism in Eukaryota, Ciliophora, Oligohymenophorea, Hymenostomatida, Tetrahymenidae. The record is from RefSeq and is a predicted model, not a curated record. The transcript is spliced from 3 exons.